Molecule: messenger RNA, 2767 nt
Organism: Cuscuta europaea
Lineage: Eukaryota; Viridiplantae; Streptophyta; Magnoliopsida; Solanales; Convolvulaceae
Source: the annotation of a GenBank genome assembly
GGCGGAUUUACAAAUUUGUUUCGCAAUCUUAUGAUUAUAUCAUUGAUUGAUAAGGCAUCCAAAUCGCUUCCUGUUUCCGCGUCACAUUUCCCAUCUGAACGAAGAAUAUGUCCGCCUGGUGGUCAGCCCUCCGACGAUCUCGCCCGUCCCUCCGCUCCACGUUCCGCCGGCCACCCACCUCUCUUCCACGGCAACCGUUGUUCCGUGCCUCCGUAGACCUCAAUAGUAAUCCAACUGCCGACGAUGCCUCAUCCCUGUUGAAGUGGGCCUCCGGGAUCAGCACCGCCUUUGCUCUUUCUCUCGUUUUGUUUUCAAAAUCUUCUCCGUCGGUUUCCUUCUCUGAUUGCGCUACACCAGCCACAGAUUUUACGGCUACUGUUCCUGCUGCCCCGCCUUCUUCGAUCGAUCAUCGUCGGCCUAAGUUUAUCUUUGGAGAUGCAUUUAGAAGGAAAGUGUUUUUCAACUACGAGAAGCGAAUUAGGAUGCGUAGUCCUCCUGAAAAGGUCUUUGCGUACUUUGCUUCCUUCCGUGGCAAGGAUGGAAUGACUUUUAUGACACCAGCCGAUUUGAUGAGAGCGGUUGUUCCUGUUUUCCCAUCAUCUGAAUCUAACCUUGUGAGGGAUGGAUAUCUAAGAGGGGAAAGGGGUCCUGGUGAACUGCAUUGUUCCCCUUCAGAGUUUUUUAUGCUCUUUGAUACAAACAGUGAUGGCCUGAUAUCUUUUAAAGAGUAUAUAUUUUUUGUAACACUACUUAGUAUCCCCGAAUCAAGCUUCUCAGUGGCAUUCAAGAUGUUCGAUCAUGAUGGUAAUGGGUAGGUUUCUAAUCCAAGUAUUGAAAAUUGCAAUGCAUGAACAUGCUAUAUAGGUUCAUAAAUUGUAUACAUUUCCACUUUUUGCAUAAUAGAACUUCACCAUUCUUUUUGAGAUUUUUUGUAGCACCUUGUAUAAUACUAUAAUUGUUUGCAUGAUGUCACUUAUACUUGACUAGAGGGCAUAAAGUAACCUGUAAAGCUUAUGUAUAUGCACUUUAGAUUUAGGAAUCUGGUAGGAAAGGGUUAAUGUACUUGAAGCGACGGGAAAUGUUAAAUUGGGCGUAACAACCGUAACUCAACCCAGAAGGGGAACAAUGCAGUUCACCAGGACCCCUAGAGUUGGGAUGUAUCUCAAAGUUAUAUACUCCUACCCCGGUGAGAUUGUCCCAUCUUUUCUUUUCGAUCCGUCCACACUAAGAUUGUCCCAGACUAAAUUUGGUUAAAUUGUGUGGUUCUAAAUCAUUCUUACUUUAUUCUUACAUUAUCAGUUAAUAUCAACCACAUAAACCUACUUUUCUUAAUAACCACACCACCUUCUCAUGUCCCAAUAGUAGUGGGACAGAGGUAGUACUAAAUUACACAACCAAUGUGGAAUUUCAACAUUAAAUAUUGGUUUUGCUACGCAGUGUCAUUUGUAUUGCUAUACUGUCAGUGGAACUCUGUUUUUUGGCUGUUUCUUGCAGUUCAAAUAUUACCGUCAUUUGUGUCUUUCCAUCUCAGUCAGGCGGUCUUUUGUCGCUUCUCUGCUAUCUUGGAUCAUGAAAAAGCGAUAGAUUUGGCAGAGUUCAAGCAUGUGAUGGCAUUGAUGCAAGCUCACAAUAGGCAAGGGGCCCACCAUAGUGAUGGACUUCGAGCAGGUCAACGUUUAGGUGGUCAUUUCGAAAAUGGAGGCCUAUUGAAAUACUUAUUUGGGGAAGAUGGGAAGCUGCAGCUUCAACAUGAUAAGUUUGUGCAGUUUUUGCGAGAUCUUCAUGAAGAAGUGAUAAGGUUGGAGUUUGCACAUUAUGAUUUUAAGUCACAAGGAGCCAUAUCAGCAAAGGAUUUUGCCUUGUCCAUGGUUGCCUCUGCCGAUUUAAGUCAUUUGGGCAAAUUGCUUCGACAGGUCGAUCAUAUAGACAACAACCCGCAAUUGUGCAAUCUGCGCGUCUCAUUUGAGGAAUUCAAGAGCUUUGCGGAGUUGCGCAGACAUUUGCUUCCGUUUUCACUUGCACUUUUCAGUUACGGGCAAGUUAAUGGGCUUUUGACCAGAACCGAUUUUAAAAGAGCUGCUUCUCAAGUUUGCGGGGUGGCGCUGACAGACAAUGUGAUAGAUAUAAUUUUCCAUGUGUUUGAUACAAAUGGUGACGGAAGUUUAAGCUCAGAUGAGUUGCUCAGGGUUAUCCAGAAACGGGAAACGGAUGCUGCUCAUCCUACAGAAGCUGGCUUCCUUAACUGGAUCUUUUGCUUCUUUAAUUGCACUCGAAAUUGCAGAGAUAAGAUCUCGCUGCUUACCUCGGGUUGACAAACCAUUUACUUCAUGGAAAGGCGUAACUUUUGGCAUCUAUAGGACAAAGCAUGUAGUUAUGCAAGCUGCUCUCCAUAUGACAAAUGUAAAUAUUCGGUCUUAUAUUUAGCAUAACAAUAAGGGCAAUGAUAGGAACGAGCAUGGGUCAGAGAGUGGUUCAGGAAUUUUGCCCUCACUAAUUUAUUAUGGGUAAAAUUAAGAAUAUUUUACCAUUCUUAGAACCAUUCUUUGACCUUAUCCUGUAUAUAUCAUCAUUAUCCUAAUAGCAAUAACAAUAAUAUGAUGAUAAUAUUAUUAAUAAUAAUAAUGGUAACAAAUCUUACGUAGACUUGGUCUACAGUCUACCCCAGCAUUUAAAGUACAAAGUAUUACAAUUGCACUUGGCAUUGGUGGAUCUUAGUGAUGUAAUAUAUAUUGAAUGAAAUCAAUGAAUGAGUUGUUUUGACUUUUGA